Molecule: messenger RNA, 3303 nt
Organism: Oryzias latipes (Japanese medaka)
Lineage: Eukaryota; Metazoa; Chordata; Actinopteri; Beloniformes; Adrianichthyidae
Gene: dym
Product: dymeclin
Biological process (GO): Golgi organization
Cellular component (GO): Golgi apparatus
Source: RefSeq, a predicted model, not a curated record
UUACGUCAUUCUGACGCCAGGGGUGGCGACGUGGAGAACAUGGAGGACACGAGUGUGUAGAGUAAACUCAGCUCGGAAUCAAACCCUAAUUUUUAAAUUGGCAUUUAACAUUUUUCGCCGAUAAAACUGACAUUGAGUGGGACGGUAACAAAGCAUCACCACUGAACGGACGUGGGGGGCAGUGGACUGACCGCGCAGAAAUAAACACAGGAAAUUCUAAUUUGACAGACUUGAAGCUGACCAAAUCUUUUUACUCCAAGAUUUGGCUUAUGCCCGGCGAAUAACAUCUGACGAGGGACAAGUCUGGCUGGACAGAGUCGGCAAAGAUGGGAGCCAACACCAGUCAGGUCAGCGACCUGUCCAAUAACCACAACCUCAAGGCCCUGGUAGGACCUGAGUCCAUAUCUGAGAAUGAUCCCUUCUGGAACCAGCUCAUCUCCUUCACAUUCAUCAGUCCCACUAGCAGUGGAGAGUCCAAGUUGUUAGAAGAGGCUGUCAUUCCUCUGGCCAAAACCCUGAUUGAAAACAAUCCCAGAUCAGGAAACUUUAGUGCUCUUGUCAGAAUUUUCCUCGGAAGAACCAAAGAACUCAAAAUCUCCACAGAAUGCCAAGACCAGCUGUUCAUCUGGCAGGCCCACAAUGCACUUCUCAUGAUUCGAUGCCUUCUGAAAGUGUUCACCAGGGAGAUGAGUGAAGAAGAGCUGCACCAGCAGUUCUCCUACCAGGAGAGGGCAGCAGUUUCCUGUGCAGAAACGAGCAACGAGGACCUGCUUGAAGAGCUGUUGUCAAACCUCAUCCACCUAAUUGUGGAGGUUCCUCUGCUAGACAUCACCUACAGCAUCCUGUUUGAAGCGGUGACCACAUUACUGGUUCUCCUGUCCUAUCAGCUCUUCCAUAAGGACAUCCUCCACGAUGGAAUCAUCUUCCAGCACCUUAUGAAGGGGCGAUGUUUGUGUUUGACCAGCCGUCUGGUGAAGACCCUGCUGUACAAUUUCAUCAGGCAAGAGAAGUGCCCUCCUCCUGCAACCCACAUCUUUGAGCCAAAGGCUGAAGGUGGCCUGCUUUAUGGUCUGGCAUCUGGCGUGGCGAGUGGUCUGUGGAGUGUCUUUACGUUGGGUGGGGCUGGCAGCAAAGCUGAAAAUGACCAAGAACACAACCCCUUACCUUUAUCCAAUCAGAGCCUUCUGCUGCUACUGGUUUUAGCCAAUCUGCCUGACGGGCCCGACUGGCCCAACCCCUACCGUCAGUCAAUUACUUGCUUCAGAAACACCCAAGACACGUCGUCACCGCCUGCGGAGCACCCUCACACCUUCCAGAUCAAUUUCAACAGCCUGUACACAGCUCUGUGCGAGCAGCAGCGCUCUGACCAAGCCACCCUGCUGCUGUACACCCUGCUUCACCAGAACACCAACGUGAGGACGUACAUCCUGUCAAGAACCGACAUGGACAAUCUGGUCCUCCCCAUCCUUGAUAUUCUUUACCAUGUAGAGGAGAGAAAUUCACAUCAUGUCUACAUGGCCCUCAUUAUUCUCCUCAUCCUCACAGAGGACGACGCCUUCAAUCGUUCCAUCCAUGAGGUGGUAUUGAAGAAUAUUUCAUGGUACACGGAGAGGUCGUUAACGGAGAUCUCCCUCGGCAGUUUGCUAAUCCUCGUGGUUAUUCGCACCAUCCAGUUCAACAUGACGCGGACCAGGGAUAAGUACCUUCACACCAACUGUCUCGCUGCACUUGCUAAUAUGUCAGCCCAGUUUAGAUGUCUGCAUCAGUAUGCCGCCCAGCGCAUCAUCAGUUUAUUUGCUUUGCUUUCCAAAAAGCACAACAAGGUUUUGGAGCAAGCAACACAGUCUCUGAGAGGCAGACAAGGAGACAGCACAGCCUUACCGGACUAUGCACAGGAUCUGAGUGUGAUUGAGGAGGUGAUCCGCAUGAUGCUGGAAAUCAUUAACUCUUGUCUGUGCAACUCUCUGCACCACAACCCCAACCUGGUGUACGCCCUGCUCUACAAGAGGGAGCUCUUUGAGCAGUUCAGGAUGCACCCGUCCUUCCAGGACAUCAUGCAGAACCUCGACACGGUCAUUGGCUUCUUCAGUCAGCGUCUGGAGCAGGCUGGAAGUGACCUGUCGGUGGAGAGAGUUCAGGAGGUCAUCAUGAAAGGAGUUCAGGCCCUGCCUAAAGACAGACUAAAGAAAUUUCCCGAACUCAAGUUUAAGUACGUGGAAGAAGACCAGCCGGAGGACUUCUUCGUCCCUUAUGUCUGGUCCCUCGUCUUCAACUCUGGCGUCGGCCUGUACUGGAUCCCGACUGGCAUCGAACUGUUCAGCAUGGACUCCGGCUGAAAAACUUCAUCCUGGUUUCCAUUCAGAACCGGGAAAUUACGGAUAUGUGUGUAGUGGAGGGGGGCUUUCUUUUUUUUUUUUUGGCGUGUGUGGGUGAGCAUUUCCUUUUGAAAGUGCCUCGACCUUGUACUGGACAGUGUUCCUUUUUAUGGAGCACAACCUCUUUCCCCCCAUGUAUCAGAAUAAAUCCUCUGCUUCCACACUGUGAAGUUUCAUCCGUACAGAUUAGCAGUUCCCCCAUUUGCUUCCUUUCAAUCCUGUAGUAAUGCGAGGUUUACCACAAACUUUUGCCAUUGGGAUGGGUUCAGCACACCGACGGCGGUGAGAAAUAAAGAUAUUUCUCCCUACGAUUAUAAAAAUAAAGGUCAAAAUUAAUUAAUUCAUAUACUCACUGCUGCAGCUGUAUGCAACUUAGAUAUAUGGAGUGUAAAAUAUUUUUUGAGAUUAAGGUCAAAGCAGGGCACCAAAGGAAAGCUGUUUGUAAAAAUGAAAUAGGCAGGAGUUUCACUAUAACUCUUUAUAUUAGGCCCAUUUUUAACACAUUUAAAACACAAUAACAAUUUCUGAAUAAAAUUAGCCGCCUGAAUCAUACGGAUUUAUUUCCUUUAAUGUGCUUUUUUACUUUUUAUUUUGACUGCAGCUAAUCUUUGUUGUUAGCAUUCGGAAUGGAAGCUAGGGCGAGACUUUAAACUGGGACUGAAAGAAAAUCCGACUUUGUGUGUGUAAUUACAGCUGCCACAUUCAUUUGUCAUUUUAUUUGCAUGUUAAACUAGAGACUUAAGUUAUUUAUUUUCAUGUUUAUUUUGUAUCUAUUCAUAUAUGGUGGGAGUGUUAAAACAAUUGCUUACGGAUUAUGAACCAGUAUCAUUUCCAGAUGGGAAACUUUUUAUUAUUUUUUAAUAAACAUGUCAUUUUGGGGUAAAGUUUUCUUUGGAAAUAGAAGUUUAAAUAAAAGUAUAAAACCAAA